GCUAGCUAACUGCAGUACUUCUAAGCUAUUAGACACCUUUGGAACAAGUUUCAAAAUGCUAGGAUCUACCAUGCGGAGCUCUUUAUGUCUUCUUUUCCUGUUCAAAAUUCUAGUCCCUAGUUUUGCCGCCUCUCUCCAUAGCCAACCUGACCAGCAACAGAUUGAAGAAGUGUUCCUGGAUGCCACUUCUGCAAACAAAUUCUUGAGCCGUAAGAUUCUUUAUAACCACUGGGAUUUUGAGCUGAUUGUGCCAGACAACUUGGAGCGUGAAUGCAGAGAAGAAGUUUGCAACUUUGAAGAAGCUCGGGAAGUCUUUGAAGACGACUCAAAAACAAAAAAAUUUUGGGAGACCUAUCCACACAAUGGAAGAGGAGGAGCAAGAAAUCCUGGAGUAGAUGUGGCAGGCCUGGUGUCUGGCCUGAUUGCAGCUUUGGUGUCCAUUGUCAUGUUUAUAAUUGUGGCCAUGUAUUGUAUCAAAUACCGCGCUAAAGAGAGAAAUCGAUCCAGAAGAACACAGGAAAAUUUGAAUCCAGGGAUUCCCCUUGCCAGCUUUGAUGAUGAGCCCAAGCCGGAAUCUGCACCUGGGCUUCCUUCUUAUGAGCAAGCAAUGGCAGCUCCAGGAGUACACGACGCACCACCCCCACCGUACAACAGGAAUAGUGUCAAUUUGACUCGGCCAACCUGAGUUUUCAACAGCAGGAUAAAUAUUCUUGAAAUACCUAUUGGUCUCCUUCAUCUAUACAAAAGACACUAUGCACACACCUGCAUGACAGCCAAAGCAAGGACUUUGAAGCGGACAAUUAAUGCAUACUGGAUAUGAAUCUGCAGUAUGAACAGGCUGUAUGUGAGAGUCAGGUGUGCAGAAAAGGAUAUUGCAGAAUGUUUUGGUUGAAAAAAUAAAAUCUAAAAUUGCAAAUGCGCAUAUUAGGACUGUUAUCACUAGAUAAUGUGAAAGUGAAUUGCUAAUUUGCACAGAUUUCCUCCCCCCAUUUUUUUCCUCUUCCAUUCAUCUUAUGAAUGAGUUUUUUAUAACUGUCUUUUCUAUCAACAUGUGAUUUUUAAGGAUUAUAUUGAGGAUAAAUGAAAAUUGUUUUUAUUUGAAGAUAAAGAUGAUUGAUUGUAGCAGACUAAUUCAUAUAAUAGGAACUCUAAGUUGGAGUAAGAAAUCUUAUAGCCCAAGACAGAAAUUCAGUUUGGGGAAACUGCCCUGGAUUAUGCAAGCUCAAACAUUUAUUCAGGUGCAGAAAGAAUAGGGAUAUUAGAAGUUGUCUCCUGUAAUUGGCAUGCAGUAUAAAAAACAGGAAUGGCUAGCUUGAAAUAUUCAUUGGUAAAAUUGCAUUUUGCCCCUGCUUGUUCCAAAGAAUAGUAUUUGUUACGGCCACUGACUAAAUUCAUGAUCCAGAGAAUGUACUUUUCCAGUUCUAAGAACAGAAUAUACAAGAAGCUGACUUAUAUCAGAUCAGGUUAUUUGACCAUCUGGCCCAGUGUUAUUGCUUGACUCACAUCUGCUCUCCAGAAGCCUUAGCAGUGAAAGGCUUCUCCCAUCACAGCUGCCUGAUCCAUUUAAAAUUUGGUCUGGAUUAAGUUUGAUUUUAUUUUCACACAAAGUGGGUUCCCAUCUCCAAGCUCUGUUCCCCUCCUAACCUAAAGACAGACACGCCCACCCAGGCUUCCAAACUGGUCCUGAGAAUCUUAUUAGAGAAGGCAGAUUAGCAAUGCAAAUUGGACAGUAGCACAGGUAUUUCGAGACAAGAAAUUUAGCCAGAGAUGGAGAACAAAUAAGAAAGUAAAAUCACAGAAAAUGGGGGCACCUCUGCAGUGAUGUAAGCAUGAAAGAGAACAAAACAUGUUUAUAUAUGCUUUUAAGCUGUCUGUGGCACAAGAUGAGAAUGAAGUGCGAAAGAUGGUGUGGUUGGACAAAACACAUUUAUAAGCACAGAUGUUAAAUUCAUAUCUGUCCUGCCUUUUCACUUACUUGUCAUGAAAUAUGUUUGCUUAGCUUUGAGCACAAUAGAGAGAACUCUUCAUCAUAACUAUAAGGAAGGGGCAGCAGUUUGCUGAGUGUUGGUGAACAAUAAUGUGGCCUAUUAAAUGAAUAGUCUGUAAAUCUUUUAACAUGAUUUCUAUGGAAAAUA
Molecule: messenger RNA, 2135 nt
Organism: Protobothrops mucrosquamatus (brown spotted pit viper)
Lineage: Eukaryota; Metazoa; Chordata; Lepidosauria; Squamata; Viperidae
Gene: PRRG2
Product: proline rich and Gla domain 2
Exons: 7
Coding region: 56-685 (209 amino acids)
Cellular component (GO): extracellular region
Molecular function (GO): calcium ion binding
Source: RefSeq, a predicted model, not a curated record